GCGGUGCUUCCUAAAACAUGGCGGCUCUCGAAGCGGCUGCGGAGCCGCUAACGGGGGUGGCGGCCGUUGGCUCAAAGGCGAAGGACGAAGAGGAGGAGGAAGAGGAGUCGCUUCCGCCGUGCGAGGCAGUGCGCUGGGCGCCGGUGGGGGCGGUGGCAGAGGCCGGGCCCGGGGCGGCGGCGUUCUCGGAAGAGGCGGCGGCCGAGGAGCCCGGAGCGGCCCCGGGCUCCCCGCCGGACUCGCCGGGCCGGACGCUGCGGCGGCUGCGGGCCGAGCGGCGGCGGCUGGACUCGGCGCUGCUCGCGCUGUCCUCGCAUUUCGUGCAGGUGCAGUUCCGCCUGCGGCAGGUGGUGCGCGGGGCGCCGGCGGAGCAGCAGCGCCUCCUGAGCGAGCUCGAGGACUUCGCUUUCCGCGGCUGCCCUCACGUCCUGGGUUACGGGAGCCCAGAGGACCCCGCCAGCGAUGAUGGCGACGGGAUGCCGGGAGACCGGCCACGGUUGCGGGGCGAGGACCAGAGUGAGCAGGAGAAACGGGAACAUCUGGAAACCCAAAGGGAGAAGCAGAAGGAACUGAUACUGCAGCUCAAAACCCAGCUCGAUGACCUGGAGACGUUUGCCUAUCAGGAAGGCAGUUACGACUCCCUGCCACAGUCGGUGGUCUUGGAAAGGCAGCGGGUGAUCAUCGAUGAGUUAAUAAAGAAACUGGACAUGAACCUGAAUGAGGACCUCAGUUCACUGUCCACCGAGGAGCUUCGGCAGCGUGUGGAUGUAGCUGUAGCUCAGAUCGUCAACCCAGCCCGAGUGAAAGAACAGCUGGUUGAGCAGCUGAAAACUCAGAUCCGAGACCUCGAGAUGUUCAUCAGCUUCAUCCAAGAUGAAGUAGGAAGCCCAUUACAGACAGGUAGUGGACACUGUGAGUGCAAGGCCAGUGGGAAGACAGGAAACGGCUCCUGCAGAACUGGCAGCAGCAGACCACCUCCAGGAAACAGCAGAACGAAGGCAGAAGACAUGAAGAGAGUUCGGGAGACAGGGCUGCACCUGAUGCGGCGAGUGCUGGCAGUGCUCCAGAUCUUUGCUGUCAGCCAGUUCGGUUGCGCCACGGGCCAGAUCCCGCAGACCCUGUGGCAGAGGGACCAGGCUGACAGGGACUACUCCCCCUUACUGAAGAGGCUGGAGGUGUCAGUAGACAGGGUGAAGCAGCUGGCCUUGAGGCACCAGGCGCACGACCACUUCAUCAGCUCCGCCGGCCUCCAGGACCUCUCUCUGGGAGGCAAGGACGAGCUGACCGCGGCUGUGCGGAAGGAGCUGACUGUGGCCGUGAGGGACCUGCUGGCCCAUGGACUGUACGCCUCCUCACCGGGGAUGAGCCUCGUCAUGGCCCCCAUCGCCUGUCUGCUGCCGGCCUUCUCCUCGGCCCCCGAGGCCAUGCACCCCUGGGAGCUCUUUGUAAAGUACUACCACGCUAAGAACGGCCGUGCUUACGUGGAAUCCCCCGCCCGGAAGCUCUCACAGUCCUUCGCCCUGCCUGUCAUGGGAGGCACUGUGGUGACGCCCAAGCAGAGCCUGCUGACAGCCAUCCACGUGGUGCUGACGGAGCACGACCCUUUUAAGCGCAGUGCAGACUCGGAGCUGAAGGCCUUGGUGUGCAUGGCGCUGAAUGAGCAGCGUCUCGUGUCCUGGGUGAACCUCAUCUGCAAGUCGGGGUCGCUCAUCGAGCCCCACUACCAGCCCUGGAGCUACAUGGCACACACAGGCUUUGAGAGCGCCCUCAACCUGCUUAGCCGCCUCAGCAGCCUCAAGUUCAGCCUCCCUGUAGACCUGGCUGUGCGCCAGCUCAAGAACAUCAAAGAUGCCUUUUGAUGAGGAUGCCCUGGCCCCAGACCAGCAUCUUGCUCAGUAAGGAUAGAUGCCCAGAUGAUGGUCUUUCGGUUUUGGAGCUGGUUUAUCAGGACAGCCACCAUCUGGUACCAUGUCCUCUGGCGAGUAACCUUUCCUCUGCACACCUCCCAGCUCCUCAGAAGGAAACGUGUCCAAGGUGUGUUCCACGUGUCCUGGAGGCUGGAUGGUGGAGGAGGUCUGACCACGUGAUCAUACUACAGCGGGGGUAGGAACUGUGGCAGAUGACUGGUGACAAAGAAGGGGCUCGGCAUUUCCUUGUAAAACUGACUCUAGACUGGUCCGAUUGGGUCUCUUUUAGCCUUUUUAGUUCGUGUUUGCCAUUCAGCUUGCAUCCUGAUCUGGGACUGACCAAAGAUGAGCAAAGUGUAUCACCUUCCGGAAAGCCAAAUGGGUUCCCAACACUAAUGAUUCAGCAUCGUUUCAUGUAUUAAAUUGCCAGCUGCACUUUGUGUCUGCACUAUUAUGUAGUGCAUUUUAACUUAAUUUUUUCAGUAAGAUAUUAUUUAAGAUAUAUUCUUGAUAAUUCAUUAGAAUUAGUCCUCCUUCAUGUGAAACAGGAUAAGUGUAAAAUGUUGUGAAAAAUGGUAUCUGUGGUUGCUAAUAAAA
Balaenoptera ricei (Rice's whale) is the source of this 2504-nucleotide messenger RNA. RefSeq names its product RUN domain-containing protein 1-like. NCBI's taxonomy places the organism in Eukaryota, Metazoa, Chordata, Mammalia, Artiodactyla, Balaenopteridae. The coding region runs from base 18 to 1859 and encodes 613 amino acids. The record is from RefSeq and is a predicted model, not a curated record. The transcript is spliced from 2 exons.